Messenger RNA from Ruditapes philippinarum (Manila clam), 1505 nucleotides. RefSeq names its product probable malonyl-CoA-acyl carrier protein transacylase, mitochondrial. NCBI's taxonomy places the organism in Eukaryota, Metazoa, Mollusca, Bivalvia, Venerida, Veneridae. The coding region runs from base 105 to 1460 and encodes 451 amino acids. The record is from RefSeq and is a predicted model, not a curated record. The transcript is spliced from 5 exons. Gene Ontology annotation, molecular function: transferase activity.
GCGCAUAAAGUCUACUUACUGUACGAUAAAUUUACACGAGAAAAUCAAAAAAUAAACAUAGGUGAUGAAAAUAGAACGAAAAAACUAGAAUCUGAAAAGAAAAAAUGAGUCUUUCUUGCAGAUUUCAUAUCCCAAAAACGUCGACAGUUACAAAUCUUUUAUUUAAUCGACCAGCAAUAUGUGCUUUUCACAGGCUUUGGUUGAGCACAGAAAGUGAAGGUGGUGGAGAAUCUAACUUGCCAGAGAAAGGGCAAUACAUUCCGCGAAGGAUAAGAAGACGUUUAGAACAGAAAGGUCUCAGUAUUGAUGAUCUAGAAUAUAGACCUGAAGGACGAAAGUCCUCUUAUAUUGAACUUAAACAAGCAUUAGAGAAUUCAGUUGUUGACAGACGGAUUGAAAUCGAUUUUCCUUCAGAUGUUGAAAGAAGGAAGGAACUCCGCAAACAAGAGAAACAUGCAUACAGACCUCCCGAUAUAAAACCAAAUGAAACCUCUAUUUUGUUAUUCCCAGGACAAGGUAGUCAGUUUGUUGGCAUGGGUAAAAAACUUUUACCAUUUCCCGGUGUUGAAGAUUUAUACAGAAAAGCAAGUGAAAUAUUAGGAUAUGACUUGUUGAAAAUGUGUCUUGGUGGUCCUAAAGAUAUGCUAGAUAAAACAUUAUAUUGCCAACCAGCAGUUGUGGUAACCUCACUAGCAGCAAUGGAAAGAUUGAGAGAGGAAUUUCCAAAGGCUUUGGAAAAAUGUACUGGGAUGGCUGGUUUCAGUGUUGGAGAAAUUACUGCUCUUAUUGCAAGUGAAGCAAUCAGCUUUGAAGAUGGUAUACAUUUGAUCAAUCUUCGAGCUAAUGCUAUGCAGGAGGCAUCAGAGGCGGUUCCUAGUGGGAUGUUAACUGUAAAAUGUGGUCACCAGACUAAAUUACUCUCGGCAAUGGCUGCCGCAAAAGAAUACUGUAAAUUAAGACUGCUAUGUGAGGAAUCCCGUCUGCCCAGAUUGCACUAUCUGUGUACUAAUCUUAAAUGUUCCUGGCAGAGAGAGUUCAUUUUUCAGGCUUUGCUGUUUUUAGAACAGUAUGGUCAAGAAUGGGAAGUGAGAAAUACGAAGAGGUUGCCUGUGUCUGGCGCCUUUCAUACAACUAUUAUGAGUAAUGGUGACAAAUACUGGAAGUAUAUUAAUGCAUGGAAACAUGUGAAGUUGAACAAACCAAAAUACAGAAUCCAUUCAAACUCUGAUGGGAAACAGUUGAAUUUUGAAGAAAAGAAUAUUGGUGGGAUUAGAAACGUAAUCAGUAAGCAGGUGGCAAGACCAGUGGUUUGGGAGCAGCUAAUGCACAUUUUAUAUACAAGAGCCCAGGAAGUACCCUAUCCAAAUACGUUUGAAGUUGGGCCAGGUCGACAGCUUGGAUAUUUACUGAGAAAUACAAAUGCUAAAGCUUAUGAAAAGUACAAAAAUAUAGAGUGCUGAUCAAAUUGAUUUUUUAGUUGAAAAUAAAAGAUUUGGUAGUUACUA